This is a messenger RNA of Morone saxatilis (striped sea-bass), 2916 nucleotides long. It is a transcript of the gene pcdh8.1, whose product is annotated as protocadherin 8. Gene Ontology annotation, cellular component: plasma membrane. The transcript has 4 exons. The record is from RefSeq and is a predicted model, not a curated record. Gene Ontology annotation, biological process: homophilic cell-cell adhesion. The coding region runs from base 1 to 2916 and encodes 971 amino acids. NCBI's taxonomy places the organism in Eukaryota, Metazoa, Chordata, Actinopteri, Moronidae. Gene Ontology annotation, molecular function: calcium ion binding.
AUGGGAUUUUGCAAGAUUGCAGGAGUUGGACUGUGCAUGGCGCUUGCUUUGCUUUACACCGUUGAGUGUACAACUACAAGGUAUUUCACCUAUGAAGAAGAUGCGCCCGGGACGGAGAUAGGGAAUUUGUCCCAAGAUUUAAAGAUUGAUCCAGCUGAUGACCCUGACACGUCGUUCCGCUUCAUGCAAGAAAACAACUCUUCCCUGAUUGAAAUGAGGGAGAUUGACGGACUUCUGAGUGUUGCAGAGGUAAUCGACCGAGAGGAGCUCUGCCCCAGGUCUCCUCGUUGCUUCAUCACCUUCGACAUUGUGGCCCUCUCUAACGAAAAGUUUCAACUCAUCCACGUGGAGAUCGAAGUGAAAGACAUCAACGACCACUCUCCUCGUUUUCCGCGCAACGAGACCAACCUGGAGAUCGUGGAGAAUGUCCCGCUGGACUCAAGAUUCCCCCUGCAGAUUGCGGUCGACCAGGACGUGGGUGAAAACUACAUCCAGAGCUACAACAUCUCCCCAUCUAGUCACUUUGCCAUUGAGGUGCGCGAUCGGGAGGAUGGAGUGAAGUUUGCUGAACUGGUGCUGGUGAGGAAGCUCGACAGGGAGACGGAGGACUCCUACGUGAUCGAAGUCACUGCAACUGACGGAGGAGUGCACGCAAAGUCCGGAUCGAUGGUUGUAAAUAUCAAAGUGCUGGACUUUAAUGACAACAGCCCGACGUUUGAACACAGCUCCCUGAAAGUGGAGCUUAAUGAGGACUCUCCGGUAGGUCACCGAGUUCUCAAAGUGCACGCUUUUGACCCGGACGACGGCGUUAACGGAGAGGUGACGUACGCGUUCGCUGACGGGUCAUCCCCAGACUUUGCACGUUUUUUCCACAUUGACCCUUACUCUGGGGACGUGACCCUGAAGGCGGUGGUUGAUUUUGAGAAAAAGAGGUCGUACGAGCUUAACAUCAGAGCCUCGGAUUUGGGUGAGAACUCUGUUUCGUCCAGCUGCAAAGUUGUGAUAGAUGUCGUGGACGUGAACGACAAUGCACCUGAAAUCAGCAUCAAACCGAUGACUUCUAGCAGUGAUGGAGUUGCAUACAUUACAGAAGCUGCAGCUGCGGAGAGUUUCGUGGCUCUCAUCAGCACCUCGGACAGAGACUCUGGCUCCAACGGGUACGUGCGCAUCAGCCUGCUCGGGCACGAGCAUUUCACCCUCCAGCAGGCGUAUGGGGACUCUUUCAUGAUCACAACCAGCACUACUUUAGACAGAGAGAAGAUCCCAGAGUAUAACUUGACUGUGGUUGCAGAAGACCUGGGAAGCCCACCCUUUAAAACUGUCAGACAAUAUACCAUCCGUGUUACAGAUGAGAAUGACAACCCCCCUCUCUUCAGUAAGUCACUUUAUGAAGUUUCAGUCCUGGAAAACAAUAUUCCAGGUUCGUAUGUAACCACUGUCGUCGCCCGAGAUCUUGAUGUGGGAAAAAACGCCAAAGUCUCUUACAAAGUCAUAGAUACAGAGGUGCCAGGAGGAUCUCUGGUGUCCACUUAUGUUUCUGUAGAUUCACUUUCAGGGUCUUUGUAUACUUUGAGGUCUUUUGAUUAUGAGACUCUUAAGCAGAUUGAGUUGGUCAUUCAAGCUGAAGACCGAGGCUCCCCCUCUCUUACAAGCACAUCAACUAUCAGAAUUAAAGUUGUGGAUCAGAAUGACAAUUAUCCAUACUUCACCUUCCCUGUCCUUCUGAACGACUCUGCUGAUAUUCCCCUGCCUUUUAAUGCACCAGCCGGCUACCUCGCCCUGCGCGUCUCAGCUGAAGACGAGGAUGAGGGAGUGAAUGGCCAGCUCUCUUACCAAAUUGUGCAAGGUGACCCACAGCUUCUUACAAUGAACAAAGACACAGGAGAGAUUGCUUUAAAACAAUGGCUGACAGCUGAAAUUGGAGACGUGCUGGAAAUGAAAAUUGCUGUGAGUGACAAUGGCAGGUCCCCACUCUCCAGCAGUGCCACUAUUAGGUUUGUCAUCUCAGACACAGAGCCCUCUGAAGACCAAGUGGUCAUUGUGUUGCGGUCAAGUGAUGGAGAAGGCUCCAUCUUGGAUGGCUCCCUAAUUGUCAUUAUUAUGCUCAGUGGGGGUUGUGCGUUGUUGCUGAUUGCGAUAGUAGUUGUUGUUGUCACAUGCAAACUCAGCCGUGGGGGGAGAAACCGUGGCUCCAAGAGGGACGUGUGUCACAGCCUGUUUGACAGCGGGCCCCUGCCCAUGCUCGGCUCAGCAGAACCAAACAUAUACACCGGCCAGCGAGGCUUCUUCCACGAGAGAACCUCUUCAUCUCUGGAUGAUCCCUGCCUGUAUGAGGAGAGGAGUGGGGACUCAGAGACAAAGAUGUUCCUGCCCUCCAAGCAUUUUCCAGCAACAUCUGUGUGGCAAGGUGACAAAUACUGCUUGCAAGUGAGUGGCAUUGGCAACACCGACCAGCUGAGCGUGAAGGACAGUGGCAAAGGGGACAGUGACUUUAACGACAGUGACUCUGAUAUCAGUGGUGACGGAGGCAAAAAGAACUUCAUUACCUUCCAGCCAAGGCUAAAAAGUUCAUCCAGCACUGCUAACAGCUUGUCUGGGGAUUGCCAAGGCACGUACUGUGCAGUACCACCACAGAGCUUCAGAGCCCCCAGAGACAGUGCGUACACAAUAGGCUUCUCCCCAGCACCAGUCUUCAACAAUCCGCACAGUUAUCCCUACUUGUGGAAGGACUCUGGUUAUGGCACAAAUCGACCAAAAUCAAGGAGCAGUAUGCAGACCUUCUCCAGGACCGGGACUCUCCCUUCUUACUUCCCUCAGCAACAGCGCGAGGCGGGUGCUGGAGGGGCUGAAAUCCACAAGCAGAGUCCAAAUAUUGUAACUGUGGCUACUGCAUUAGAGGUUGCAACAAUUUUUUAA